CCCGCGCACGCGCUGUUAUUGUUUUGACUAAAAAUGCCGUCGGUUUCGAAAACGGCGGCGUGCGCUUCUCCUCAAACCGAGAAACCAACCCACUACACGUAUUUGAAGGAGUUCAGGACCGAGCAGUGCCCACUGUUUUUGCAGCACAAAUGCACACAACACAGACCCUUUACGUGUUUCCACUGGCAUUUUCUAAACCAGCGAAGACGGAGACCCGUCCGGAGACGCGACGGGACUUUUAAUUACAGCCCCGAUGUUUAUUGCACGAAGUAUGACGAAACAACAGGAAUAUGCCCAGAUGGAGACGAUUGCCCUUACUUACACCGGACCACCGGUGACACAGAGCGAAAGUACCAUUUACGCUACUACAAGACCGGCACUUGCAUCCAUGAGACAGACGCUCGUGGACACUGUGUGAAGAAUGGCCUCCACUGCGCCUUUGCUCAUGGACCACAUGACCUACGGCCACCAGUUUAUGACAUAAGAGAGAUCCAGGCACAGGAAGCUCUGCAGAAUGGCCAGUUAGGAUCUGGGGAGGGAAUUCCUGACCUGCAGCCAGGUGUGUUGGCCAGCCAAGCCAUGAUUGAGAAGACCCUGAAUGAGGACCCCCGCUGGCAAGACACCAAUUUUGUUUUGGCUAACUAUAAAACUGAGCAGUGCACCAAGCCUCCACGUCUAUGCAGGCAGGGCUAUGCAUGUCCCCACUAUCACAAUAGCAGAGAUAGGAGAAGAAAUCCCAGAAAGUUCAAAUACAGGUCGACACCAUGUCCAAGUGUAAAACAUGGCGAUGAAUGGGGCGAACCCUCCAAGUGUGAGAGUGGGGAUGGCUGUCAGUACUGCCACUCGCGCACUGAACAGCAAUUCCACCCAGAGAUAUACAAAUCUACGAAAUGCAAUGAUAUGAGGCAAACUGGAUACUGUCCAAGGGGGCCAUUCUGUGCUUUUGCACAUGUGGAUAGAAUUCCUUCUACAGAAGAGGCCAUGAGUACGUUGCUCACAGUGAUGCAGUCGGGUCCUCACUCCAGUCUGGGCUGUCAGCAAUACCCAGAGUGUCCAGUCAAUGAGUGGAGCAACACAAAUUCCAUCACCAGCAGUGCUAAUAACAAUGGCCAAACAGGAAAUGUGUCAUGCUCUAAUAGUCCGACUGUAACACCAAGCUCAGGAAGCAACAGUUCUUUGUCCCCAAUUGGACCCAUCGGCAGGCCAAAAUGCUUUACUAAUGGUAGCUUAUGUUCAGAGUCCACCACGUCCAGUGUUUCAUCUCCGACGUCUAACUAUCCCAAAGCUCCGGGUUUUGAACGGGAGGAUCAGGCAAAGAACCUGAAGAGCCAGUCUGGAGAAAAUAAUCAAAAGUUAAUGGACCAAGACAAACAGGUUCACAGCGGUGUGUUCUCAGUGGUGAACCCACUAGCGUCCAGCAUAACAUCAAGCAUCACGUCCAGCUUGGCCUCCAGUGUUGGAUCUGAGAGCUCCUCACCUACCACUUUAUCAACAAUGAAUGCAAAAGCCACACCUUUCUAUCCAGGCAGCAAUACUGUAGAGUCAGUAAUAGGAUCUGCACUUGACUUAAAUUUUUGUGACAUCAACGUUGCCUCCCUCGACAAAGAGCUAGAGGAUCAAGACAACAAUGGCCUUGGCUUAACAUGUCAGAGGUUAAUUGGAGGCUCUGCUCCUGUCAAUAUUCCUGGCUCUCUGGCUCGGUCUUCCUCUCUGCAUUCCUCCUCCUCUCUCUCCGCCUCCCCGCUCAGCUCUCUGUCUCAGUCCCUGUCCCAGUCUCUUCUCACUGGAAUGACCUCCCAGCAGAGCCAGCCACAGGCACAACCUGUUAAAACUGAGCACGGCCGCCUUGGAACACCCACAUCUUCGCAGAACAAUUUAGGUUUGAAUGGUGGAGCAGGGAGUAUAUGGGACUUUAUGAGUGGCAGCUUCUCUCCUAGCCCAUCUCCAGUGUUCAGCAGCCUUACUUCCAGCACGUGCAGCUCCAGCAGUGCAGACAUCGGACGGCUCCUUCGAGAACUGGAUGAGGCCAAGCGCAAGAUAAAGCAAUGGGAGGAUGCCUGGCACCAGGUCAAACAGGCCUGUGAAGCGUGGCAGAAAGACGCUCACGAAGCGAAAGAGCAAGCAAAAUCGGCAGAGGCGGAGCGUCAACUGGCGGAACAGAAGCGGGUGGACACAGAGCGAAAGCUGAAGGAACUGCAGGGAGACUUUGACAUUUUGUGUCGCUCCCCCAAAACGCCUCUUCUGCGCAACUAUGGAGAGCUGGACCAGCUCCCCCUGCCAAAGCUCCGCUCAAUCCAGAGCCAGCUGCGCUCUGACCUAGACCUCAUAGACGGGGUAAUAUAUCAGCUUCAGUCAAAGAAAUGUAUAGUUUGCCAAAAGCAUGAUCGUUCCAUUGUCCUGCAGCCUUGCCAACAUUAUUUACUUUGUCAGAACUGUGCGUCUGGUAAAAUGGAAUGUCCUUACUGUAAGACAAAAAUAUUGAAGUGGUGAUGUGCGGCAAUUCAAGGUACUAUUUAAUGGUCUAGCCCUUUGAAGAACUACUAAUACAUUACCUACUAAUGCUUACCAUUUCUAAAUAGCAUUUUUUUUGUGUUUCAGUAUUUCAUAUAGUGAUUAAAUUGAUUAGUUUUAUCAGAAUUUAAUAAGUGGUGUUUGACUGAUACAAAUCAAGAACUUACAUGCAAUACCUAUUUUGUACAAGCUAGAAUAUCCAUUUUCAUAAAGCAUUAAACAAUUUCCCCUUACCGCUGAUUUGACUGUUAGCGACAAAUUAAUCGGUCAGACAACUGCAUAUUUGCUACUAGAUUUGUGAAGAGGAUUAAUUUCUUGUUAAAAGCACUUUGUUGACUUGGAAAAAUUUAUCUUGAGGGUAUUUUAGAAAUUUUUGCUUUAAGCUGCUUUGUAGCUUUUGGUUAUUUUUUAUUUUCUUAGAUUUAUAUUUUUCCCAAAUACGCUAAAGUAUGAAGCUUUUGUGUGUACUGUGAAACAUAAUAGAAUAUUUCAUUUUUCUUACUGUUAAAUCAUGGUAUAUUGUAUAUAUCUUGUUAGUUUUCAUAUAAAAUAGUACUAAAUAGUAGUUACUACUUUCAUUGUUACUUAAAUUUUUCAAUCAAAUAAGUGCGAACUUAAAAUGCAUUUUAGGCAUAAGCAGCAGCUGUAAUAUCAGUAAGGCACAUACUGUAUGCUAAAGCAUUUAGUAAAUUGGUUUCUUUGUCUUAUAGUGACUCUUUAUGUAGACAGUAUGUAGUUGUUAGAUGAGCACAUGUGUUCUGAUGUCUUCAGUGACAGUAUUUUUUGUUUGUUUUUGAAUUCAGCUUUCAGAUAUGUUAGAAGAUAUCUGAUUCUGGGCCAUUCCCUCUUAAGUGCCUUGCUUUAAAAUAUUUGAAGCAUCUUUGAGGAGCUUAGGAUUGUAGUAUAAACCCCAUUGCUUGUGCAAAUUGCAUAUUUUUCAGUAGCAUCAUAUGUACUUUAUUUGAGCACGCAUCGGCCCAUUCAGUACUUAAGUAUUUCCCAGAGAUUUCAUUUUGGUCAGUGCCCGAGCUCUGAUAUUCAGCUAAGUAUCGUUCCCUCUUUCUUCAUCAACAAUGGUGCUUUUUGGGCACAGCUUCAUUAUCAUUAGAAAUGUUGAAUCGUCCUUAAUUUAAAUGUAGGGAUAUUCAGACCAGGAAAUCUAUAUAUUUCUUUGAUUGCAAAAACUAAACUGGCUUAGUGGAUUUUUUGAAAUAUUUAGAAUUGUAGUGCUCUGUAAUGUUUACAGACAGAAAUCGUCAGUGUUUUUUUUCUUGUCCAAAUUCGACAGUGAAAUGUGCUUAGGUAAUUUAAUUGAAAUGACCCGCUACUGUGUUAUCGGAAAAAUACUUUUAUUUUCUUGUUCCUUUCAUAUUUACAGCAAUGAGUUUGUGCAGUAAAUUGUCAGGUACACAAAGGUGCAAGUUUUUGUUUUUAAAUUGGGAUAAACAGUUUUCUUCAAAAGGGAUGGUUAUUGAGGAUCUAAUUGUCCAGACCCUCAUAUUUUACUUUAGCUUCUCGAGGAAUAGACCGUGUAUAUAUUAUUUCCCUCUGCUUUUCUUCUUGCGUUCAUUUCUAAAUCCACAUUUUCUGUAUGUAGCUCAUGUGUGUAGAUUUGUUAACCAGCUGAAGCUCUAGAUCACACUGCCAAAUGUGUUUGUGCUGAGCAGACCUUUCCAGUUGUUGGUCAUCACAGUUCAUAGCUCUUAAGUAUUCAAAAAAAAAAUAAUUGUACAAUGCUUCAAAUGCAUUGACUACGUGCUUAUCUUUUCUAGUAUGAUUACUGAAGCUGUGUUCCUUUUCGUAAGAUGUUUGGCAUAGAUAGGGUUUAAACAUUUGUAAUGGAUCAAAGUAGCUCUGGGUAUUGUGAUGUUUCCAACACUCAAGUGCUCAAGAGCUUUGUUGAGGGAUUAAUUCCACUUGUUUGGUUAUCGGACCAUAAUGUAGGAUUGUUUAACUAAAAAAAUGCGGUUGAAAUGUUUUGGAUCUCACUUGACAUUUAUUUCUGAAACUAAGUCAAAUGUGGACUUUACUCAAAUGAACCAAAGUGGUAUUGUAGUUUAUCUUUGUUUCAAAGUUCAAAUGAAGUGGUGUACAAUUACUAUGUCAGUUUUUCAAUGUUUAAUUUGACAGGACAACUAUGCCAACUGCUUUUGCUGACAAUGUUAAUGGACUGAAAGCCCAUUUUUGUAGUUUUUACCAAAGACCUUUACUGUUUUUCUUUGUUUUCUUUUCUCAAUUUUAUAACUGCAUUUUUAUUUUAGCAUUCUGAGGAAAUAGUUAGAAGUAGAAAAAUGACCAAAUCUAGUACCUUUUUACAUAAUAUGUGCAUUUAAAAGAAAAAAUCAUAAUGGUAUCAUAAUCAUUUUCUAAUAUAAAGAUUGUGGGUUAUUUUUUUUCUUUAAUUCCUCAGUAAAAAGAAAAGAAUUGCAUUGAAUUGGCUGUAAUCCACAGUGAAGGAAUGUCCUAGUGAUGAAUGAAUAUUUGUGUUAAUAUUUUUAAGUGGCCAGAUGGAUCAGUGCUUAUUUAAAAAAUAUAUCUCUUUUUCUUUUUUUUUUUAGACUAAUAGUACUUAAUUGUACAAUUCUCAAAUCAGUUUUGAAACAUUAGUGGUUGUGCGCUACUUGUAUACUGUCAAAAUUUUAGAGUAUAAUUGGACCGUAAGGUGCUUUCUUUGGUUUCUUUUUGACUGGUUUUUUGUUUUUCUGUACGUUUAUUUGUGAUUUCUUCAGCAUUUGGAGAUAAAAUAAGAAAUCUUCUAACUUAUUUUUUUAUUUUUAAUCUUGAAGUGAAGUCUAUGGUUGUGUCAAAGUUUGUCUGCUAUUUCUUUGUAAAACUUAUUUGAUUGUGAUGUAAAAUGGGUCCCUUGUUUGUGCUAGUUGAAAUGGCUGAAACAGACAGUGGGUCACAUUUAUGAAAACGGUUAAAAUAUCUUCAUUUCCUAGCCUUAAACCAAACUUUAUUUGGCCUAGUUCAGUUUUAAUUUAGUUAGAUUUCUGAAAAUAUAAGCUUGUCAGACAGUUGAACAGUCAUGCUGCUUGUUAAUACUGUUAACUUUGUUAAUUUGUGAAAAGAACAAAUUUGUGCCUUUAUUACAACACAUUGAAAGUAUUUGAAUUGAACAAAUGAGUAAUUCAAGCUUACAAAUGAGCCGAAUUUUAGUGCCUUGGGACAUUUUAACCUGCAUUUCGCAAUGCAUGAGAAUAUUGCCACAGAUUCCUACUGACUUUACCAGUGUAUUAAAAUAUUACCUAAUUACUUUGCCAUGCCUUUGAACUUUUGGCUUUGAGUAAUAUGAAAGUGAUAUAUUUAAUAUGUAUUAAAUUCUGUUGAAAAACAGCAUGAUGAUGCAUUACAGAUUACAACUGUCUGUUAUGAGCAACAGUUAAGAUGUAAUGCAAUUGUAUUCUCUACCAAGGAUGUGUUUAAAGUUGCAGGCUAGCAGCUCAUUUAAACAGAUUGUGAAGAAAGACUUAAUUACAGUAGAAUAAUAAUUCAUAAUUAUAAGUUUGGGCUUCCAUUUAAUUUUGUGUGUUCUAUUAUUGGUUUCCUAAAAAGUGAUUUUCAGUAUCAUAAAAAUCUGUAUUAAUGGCAAACAGCAAUUUUUGUAUAAUGUCUAAGUCACAUACAUUUUAAUCACAGCAGAUACUACAUGUAAAUUUUAUGCAUUUUAAGGUUUCCCACCUAACCCCUCUGUCUGCAUCAGCCAUUUAAUACCAACUGUAAUCUUUAACACAAUGAUCAUUUAAUUUCAAUGUAUUGUGGAUAUGAAAGACCAGGCAUCUGCAAUUAAAGAAGCACCAAGGACAGUGUCUUUUUUUUUGUUUGGCAAUUUGUAAAUUAACUGUAUUGUAAAUUUACCACAAUGCUCUGCAGUGGAAAUAAUCGUCUUUUUUUUUUCUUCUUUUGAAUUCUUGUGGAUUUUCUUU
Molecule: messenger RNA, 6437 nt
Organism: Xyrauchen texanus (razorback sucker)
Lineage: Eukaryota; Metazoa; Chordata; Actinopteri; Cypriniformes; Catostomidae
Product: putative E3 ubiquitin-protein ligase UNKL
Exons: 16
Coding region: 34-2490 (818 amino acids)
Molecular function (GO): metal ion binding
Source: RefSeq, a predicted model, not a curated record